Trichomonas vaginalis G3 is the source of this 411-nucleotide messenger RNA. Its product is annotated as ATP binding. The transcript has a single exon. Bases 1 to 411 code for a protein of 136 amino acids. NCBI's taxonomy places the organism in Eukaryota, Parabasalia, Trichomonadida, Trichomonadidae. The record is from RefSeq and is a predicted model, not a curated record.
AUGAAUCCAAUAAAUCCAAACACUUUAUUUGGUGGUAGAUGGUAUGAAAUAGUUGACAGUUUUCCAUUCUACACUAAUACGCAGUCAAUGAAGAUGGGAGGUUCAAAGAAAAUAGGUAUUGAAAACCUUCCUUCACAUAUGCAUAGGUUCAGUGGAAGAACAUCUGUGGAAGGAAACCAUUCACAUUCAAUAACAAAAAGAGGUUAUAUAAAUCUUGCAGCGGGUUCGGAUAGAUGGGGAAUGAAUAGAUAUGAUAUCUCAGAUGACCCCAAAGAUGUUAGCACAGGUAUUUUCUGUGGAACUGCAGGAAAUCAUACACAUGUUGUAGCUGGUAUUACAGACCCAGCAGGUAAUGGAAAAGAUUAUAUGCCUCCUUAUAUAACAAUGCACGCUUGGAUACGAGUUGGUUAA